GAGCUGCUGGCUGCUUCACACCAUCAGGAGUCCAGAGCCACAGCACACACAGAGGUGGAAACCUGCAGCAUCACGAUGACAUCAGCUCUGAUGGGUCUCCUCGCCUGCCUGCUCGUCGUCUCUGCACAAGCGCAGCAAUCCAACAGGUCCAACAAAUGCAAGUGUUCCAGCAGCUUACUGGCCAGAUUCAACGCCAAGCUCAUCCAGGGAGAGCCGCUGGUUCAUCAGCCGAGUAGCUUCUGUCCUCUCAUGGAGAUCAUCAUCACAACUAAACAGGGGAAAGAAAAAUGUCUGGAUCCAAAGUCACAACUUGGAAAGUUUAUUCUGAUGAAGAAACUAAAGCACAGAGAGGCUGGAGCCGCACACCUGACAACAACUUCUGCUCAGACCUCCAGCUCAGACACAACCAGAUGCCACGUGGCUUCCAGCAAAUAGACCCAGCCUCGACCUGCAGGAGAGGAACAGAAGCCCGGCAGACGGAUCAGGACCAUUUCCUUCCGAGGGAGACCCACCAGCACC
Molecule: messenger RNA, 519 nt
Organism: Nothobranchius furzeri (turquoise killifish)
Lineage: Eukaryota; Metazoa; Chordata; Actinopteri; Cyprinodontiformes; Nothobranchiidae
Source: RefSeq, a predicted model, not a curated record